Molecule: messenger RNA, 332 nt
Organism: Staurois parvus
Lineage: Eukaryota; Metazoa; Chordata; Amphibia; Anura; Ranidae
Source: the annotation of a GenBank genome assembly
UCAUGCUGCUGCCAGUCCAGAGUCUCUCAUGGGUCCCUGUACAUUGCUGCUGUCUCCAAUCGCCACACUCUGCCAUGUGCCACUUUCAGGUCUCCUCACACUGCUGGUGUGUUCCAUUUUGUCAUAGGGUGCUGGCAGAUUACGGGCCUCCCAUAGCUGCUGCCAGGCCCCUAAUCUGCCAUGGGCCCCCGUACCGCCUCCUCACGCUGCUGCCAGGUCCACAGUGUCUCAUGGGUCCCUGUACCGCCCUCCCAUUGCUGCUGUCUCCAUCGCCACACUCUGCCAUGUGCCACUUUCAGGUCUCCUUCACUUCUGCUGGGUGUUCCAUUUUU